GGCACGGAGUCAAGUCUCUCAGUCAUGUGCGGCGAGUCAAAGGCAAAGCAGGAAGCGACACUGGAUUGACCUGACUGGGAAGACUCGUGCUGUCAUGUCAACGAAACUUCACGGGUGAGCUGUUUGCUUUUGGGCGUUGAAGAAUAGGCUACACGUGGGAGAAAUUAGUGUAUAUAUAUUGAGGAGCUGGAGGGCAUGUAGCAGCGUUUCUUAAACUACCAGAUAUGGAGCUCGGAAAAGAAGACAGAGAUUCUAAAGACUACGUUGUUUUAAUGGAGCCAUACCCUGUCAACAGCCUAAAGACGAAGUACCGCUCUUUACGACGACAGAUGUGCUUCAUUCAGUUUAUAACUGUUUUUUUCUGCCUCACCUGCUGUCUGUUCACGCUCGUGUAUCAGCAGUUCGCCUCAAGCUGCAAGGAAAAUGAAAUCAAGAAGGCACCUGAAAUUGGGAUGCAGAGACAAGCUCUUAAAUCACACAGCAGAGAAGACAUUACCCUGAGACAAAGUCCUACACCUUUUACUCGCCUGACAAUAGAAACAAAAAAUGUUGAUUUAUCUGGUGCUGGUAAUGUGAAAUGGAUGCAGAUACAAAAUCUGGAGCCAGACCAUACUGAAUACUUCGACUUGGGUGAUGACGGUGAAUCUCUGAUAGUGCGUCGUGAUGGGACUUACAAAGUUUCUCUGCAGAUAAUGUACAAGGGAAGUGAAAGUGAUGAUGAAACAAUUCUGCAGCACGAAAUUCACCAUUACACUGAAAGCUAUCCUGAAUUCCUGCCCCUGCUCACCUACAUGGAAACAGUGAACUUUAAGCAUCCAUACUGGAGGAAAACUCUGUUCUCAGAAGGUAUCUUUUCUCUCAACACUGGGGAUAGACUGAAGGUCUGGUCCAGAAAUCUCUCCCUCAUUGACGCUGGAGGAAACCUGGAACAAAAAAACAUCUUUGUGGCUUAUCCUCACUUUUCCGGUAAAAUGACUUUUCUUGAGUAGCUUUGCUUAAAUGUGAAAGGGUUGCUAUGAUGUGUAUCAUAUUAGAGCUAUAAACAAAAACUUUACAGGGCACAAAGAAUUAAGAUGCUCCACUUUCACUAUUCAGAGAAUUUGAAAGGUACAAUUAUGAAGAAAUUCCUCAAAUACUCAAUAUCUAUAGAGCACAACAAUUUCCGCCCACUUUUUCAGCCACUUUGGUUUCUGAAAGUGUUUUUUCCCAUUCAUUUUUUUCUAUAGCAAUUUCAUAGAAUCCUGCAUUAAAAGAAGUAUAAGCCAAAACAACCAGCUCCGAGGUGAAUCACAGCAUUGAAAACUUUGAUUUGAAGCAAAAAAAAAAUUUGAAAAACGAACAAAAAAUAAAAGGUACAAGACAGUAUACUUAACGUCUUUCGUGAUUCAACAAACUACAAUACCACAAAGCAUUGCAAAUUAAAAAUGGUAGAAAAAUAUAAACCUGUUCAUUUAAAAUUGUUGAUUAUAAGUAUAGAAAAAAUACAUUUUAUCUUUGUUGCAAAAUAUUUAUAUUUAUAAGUAGUUUGAAAGUGUAGGGAGACCGACUUAAAAGUGCAAUCACAGUGCGUCAUGGGAGUGUGCGGCCACUGUUGGGUAUUGCUUGGUGGGCUUUGUUGGUUGCUAUUCUCUGAUUGAUGGAUAUCUUUAAAUAAUGUGGACUGAUGGCUUCAACAGAAGCAUAUACCAUUGAUUAACAACCUCGGAGCUCACGGUAGUUCUGUCUUCAAAGGUUUUUAAGUUAGCAUUAAAAAUAAAUUAGUCUAUGGAGAAAAUGAAUGAGAUUUUUACUUCAGAAACCAGACUGUUGUGAUUUUUUGUAAUAUAAUACUUACUCAUUUAUGUUCUGGUACUGUAAAAGUGUAUUUUGUUUUGUUUGUUUUUUGUUUACAUUUGGUAAAAAAAAAUAAACAGUGAGGUUCAUCCCGGUCAUGUCAAAGAAAUCUGAACACGAAAAUAUUGUAUGGUACAAUAUCAUUAGUCAUUGCAAUUACUAUAGUGCACUACUCUGGAUUAAAUGGGUCUGUUAACUAUUAUUUCAUAAUACAUUUGAAUGAAAUACCUUUUUAUAUACUUGAAAAUUGUUUUUAAAUGAUAUUUUCAUGAUUUUUAUUAAGGCCAUAAACCAUCAAUAAAUAUCAUUACAUAAAGAU
Messenger RNA from Myxocyprinus asiaticus (Chinese sucker), 2152 nucleotides. RefSeq lists its product as uncharacterized. Gene Ontology annotation, cellular component: membrane. Gene Ontology annotation, molecular function: tumor necrosis factor receptor binding. The record is from RefSeq and is a predicted model, not a curated record. The transcript has 4 exons. Gene Ontology annotation, biological process: immune response. Bases 225 to 989 code for a protein of 254 amino acids. Lineage: Eukaryota; Metazoa; Chordata; Actinopteri; Cypriniformes; Catostomidae.